ACAACAACUGCCACCACAUUCUCAGUCACCCUUGCAUCGAUUGAGUCAGUCCUCAGUGCAUCAGCAGGAGUAUCACAAGCAGCCUGGGUCUGCGCGGCGCAGAUAUGAUAUGGGGAUGAUAGACAUCAUCACUGGGGACAUGAGCGGCCUGAGAUGUUGUGGUGCAUGUUUUUUUUUGUUUAGUGCGCUGAUCUUGGUUGGUUGAUCUACGUCAUAUGCUUGGGACCUGUGUGCCCCAUCUUACCCAAUACUUCCUACACCAACAACACCAUAUUCCAGAGUGCGCUACCCACUCGGCCCGGCUAGCAUUGUCCUCCUGUCGCUCGUCGCGACUUCUGUUGCAUUUGAAGUUUUGAACAAUAUGACGUGAUGACGAGAGGUGCGUGCUUUUGUUCGUCCGUUUUUAUGAGUUUCCUGUUAUUUUGUACGAGUGUCCUUUGGACAGUAGUACCCGUUUCUUUCGUUCCCGUUUCAAUCAUUAAUGACAUGCUAUUCAUUUUUGUUCGCGUUGUGACACAUACCCCUCUUUGCCUCCCUUUCAUUCAAACGCACCUAACACGUCCCAUCAGUAACGAACAAACGCACGCAUCCCCCAUCUCCGCUCUCACUAUGGGUGAGAAUAUUGAAGAGCCACCACGCUCUUUUACUCAGUCCUUUCUGUAUUGUGAUUUUAGGCCGCGAGACGGUGCUGAAUGUGUGAGAUCUUUUCUUUUUGCCGACAUUCUUUCCCGAUAUCUUUUUUUCUUUUUCAGCGUGGUUUCCAGAAGCGCAGCAAAUCUCUGGGAUGUGCAAAAUAUUAAGGCCAAAUUCAGGUUGGCUACAUGUUCAAAAAUGCCUUUUACACAAACCCCACCUUGCAUUCGGUGGUUGGUCUUCACUCUGGUACCGUUAUCCUAGUCCUCCUGUCACAACCUCCGUUGCGUUUGAGCGGCAUGACAUGUUGGUGGGAGGUGCGUGGUUUCGUUUGUCUUUUUUUGGUUGCUGUGCAAUUAUUUGCCCGUAGUCCCAAUUUCAUUCCUUCAUGUGCUAUUGUUGUUUUAUUCGUUCUUCAUUGGGUGCGAAGAUGAUCUAUAUGUGUACGUAUAACCCUGCUCUCAACGAUCCCGACUCUCUCCAUCAUGUAGUCCCAGACG
Molecule: messenger RNA, 1133 nt
Organism: Suillus clintonianus
Lineage: Eukaryota; Fungi; Basidiomycota; Agaricomycetes; Boletales; Suillaceae
Exons: 2
Coding region: 370-897 (175 amino acids)
Source: RefSeq, a predicted model, not a curated record